Molecule: messenger RNA, 2232 nt
Organism: Pichia membranifaciens NRRL Y-2026
Lineage: Eukaryota; Fungi; Ascomycota; Pichiomycetes; Pichiales; Pichiaceae
Exons: 1
Coding region: 28-2064 (678 amino acids)
Source: RefSeq, a predicted model, not a curated record
UGAACGUGGCGGCAGAGCAGCCAUAUAAUGGCUGUUUUGUAUGGUAAGCUCAAGCGAAAAUACAAUGCUCGGCAACAAGUUUUGCUUUCCCCAACGAAACAUUCAGUGAGACAAUGCGACAAUGAACUUCUGAGCUCGUCUCAAAACUUGUUCUCAUUCACGACUGGCAGUACAGAAACCCUAAAAAAUUCUUCCAUGGAAAGUACUGAUUCACUCUUUGAGAACAACCCAAGUACAACGGACUUGGAAGACAAUCCUCUCGAAGAGCAGCCCAGUUCUCCAAUCUCCAAAAGUCAAAGCAAUACUAGUUUUGAUUUGUAUUUCAAAGGGUUUGAAGAACUUGACAAAUAUGAUGCUAAUCUUCACAAGCGUCAAAAAAACAUGCAUCACAGAAAAAAGACUACUUUUUUUGCGAAAGACGGAAACUUAGCUGAUUGCAAAAAGAAAAAUUCGAAACCAAACCCGCUUAUCGAUUUGUCUGAUGAUGAAUUUUCCUCUGAGAUUUCCGCAUCGUUACAAACGUUGAAUUCCCGGUUGUUUGAAAUACAAUCACAAGUGAAGUCACUGAGUCAUGAAAAGUCGUUCUUUGACUCUCCUGAAAUUCAGACGUCUUAUGCGCAAGACAGCAACAGUGCUGAUUCUGGUGCUCGACAUUAUGGUAACACAAGAAGUUUCAGAGACGGAGCUGAAUCGUUAUCAGCCGCAGAAGAGGAGGAAGAAGAAGAAGAGGAGGAAGAUAUAAUAGAAAAAAACUUAAGCGAAAAGUAUCCUAAAGUUAUAAAAAAAUCUGUGAAUUAUAAAACCAAAGUGCGAUUUGCGGAUGAUAGUCCAUAUCUAUUACCAUCCGGUAAAUGCCAAUCCUUAGAGGAAUUGCGAAGGUCUGGAGAACUAGAAAGCUCAAAAUUGGAAUUUGACAUGAUCUUUGAGCAAUUGAGAAAAAUAACGCAUUAUGGUAAAAAAGAUUUCUCGGAAUUAUUGCAACUAAAACUCAACUUACUCAAUAAAAUUGAAUCCGACACUAACUUCAAAAACUAUCUUCAAAGAUCCGUAGUAGGUAAGGAAAACUGCACCUUUAAUCAAACUGUGAAAGAGCUACUGAAGGUCAGCCCUAAAGAUGUUAUCAUUAACUUUCAGCUGAUAACGUUUUUUAGACUGACCGAUUGGAAAGGAUUGGAUAUUGUAUCAGCUAUUUGCAAAGUGAGUUCUAUGGGUGAUCUUUUUAUGAAAGAAUACUCUGAUUAUCACCUGAAGCUACCGAGAAAGUUUCCUAAAGAAUUGCUAGGUGAUUGGAUGACGCAUUGUGCAAAAUCAUCUACUUAUCAGAUAACAAUGAAAAUGCUUCAUAGUAUUGGGACCUCAGGGACGGAAGACUUUACUGAUGAGGAGAAAAGUGUAAUACUUGACUUUUGUGAUCUGGCAUUGCAAUCUUCAAAAGCUGAAUCACUACUGUUACCAUUGAGUGUCUUGCGUUUGAACUCCUCAUUCCUCCAAGGUGGGAAAACCAACAGUUUAUCAACAUCCUUAGCUAGGCUACUUAUUUCCUUUCCAUUUCAAGUUGACGAUCCCAAAGUUAUGAAUUUGAUUCUUGAAUGCAGCAUUAUUAUUGUUUGCGAUCCAGAAUUUUCAGUUGAUGUUAGUUCCAACAGAACAAUGUUCUCAAACCAAAUCUGGUACAGGUUGUGGGAGAUAGUUCAGACAAAUAACGUUCUGGAUAAAAAAGACGAUUUGAGUGAUGCGAAACAAAAUCAAUGCUUGAUUGCAAUAGGUUACAUUUUCAGCUUCAUAACCUUUGACAAAGAAGUGACUGCCUCAGAUCUAUCACCUUUGAAUGAUUUCUUGGCCUUUGCAGAUCAAAAAUCUAAGACUGCUUCUUACAACAUACUUCAAAUUCACUGCAUAGGUUAUUUAGGUUGCAUUUCCUACCACUUUUUCAAAAGAUUCCAUUUGUUGACUGAUAAAAAUUUAAGUUGGAUUAAAAAUAUUCUGAAAGUUCAUCAAAGCUCAGAAUUGAAGUCUCAAGAAAUACUGUCCCGAGAAAUUAAGCUAAUUUUACGAGAAAUUUAAAGUCCUUUUUUCUUGUGUAUUUUUAUAAAGGUGUAAAUUAAAUAGAUUACAAACGUUAUCGAAACUUAAUUAAGCAAAGUUGAACUCAUCAUUCUGCGACUUAACAGCCAAUCUUGCCAAUCUAAACAUCUUGUUCUUGGCACUUUCUUUCUUCUUGCUAUCAUCACC